Molecule: messenger RNA, 910 nt
Organism: Sphaeroforma arctica JP610
Lineage: Eukaryota; Ichthyosporea; Ichthyophonida
Exons: 2
Coding region: 1-411 (136 amino acids)
Source: RefSeq, a predicted model, not a curated record
AUGCACCCCGUCUUUCAAGUUUUGCAUGGCACGCAAACAACAUAUUGUCUAUGGAGAGAACGCAACGGGCAGGGGUAUUCAAGAAAGUUGGACCGUAAGCUAGGUCUUGCAAGUGCUUCACAACAACUUGCAAAUAAACCACCAAAAGUCCCACAGCCAAGGAAACAACAAAUUGCCCAGGGAGAGAACGCUACAAAUAGCGAAACCAAGUUUAUUUCCAUGCACUGUAAGGAACAAAAAGAAGCCAAGCGCCCUGACGAGUUUGAGGAAAAUGUUAUCCGUAUCUACACGACACUGUUCUAUGGAGACACACGCGUGUUUAGUGUACCACUCGGGCCUGAGCGCGGGUAUGCCAUCAACGGCCCAGAGUUUCCCGAGAACAGUUUCGUCUCUAAUGUCCUACAAUGUUAGCAUCUGCUGCAGUGUAAUAAACAUGAAAAUCUCAUGUUCCAGCAUCUGUUAUCCUACCACGCACGCCCUGUGAUGGUAGAAACGUAGUAUACUACUUUCUUCCACAGAUUCACGGUCCGCACAGGAUCAACAAAUAAGCCCGUGGUCGUGGCAUUCAGGGCCACGCCCGACGCCUCACCAACCUUGUUCCGAUCGCGACGCUGUUUGCAUUGUGUCGCUGAAUUUGAAGUUUGAAGUUCCAACUUUUCGAAGACCACUUUUUCCUUACUAGAAUGAUAAUGACUGCCGAGAGUGCAAGUUGAUACAUGGAUCGCUCUGUUCUGGCCGACACGGGUGUGGCCUCUUUCAAAGUGCGUCCUGCACAAAGUACAAGUGUUCGUCGUGCAUGAUACACAACGCCGACACGUACCACCAGCAGGCAACAACAUCCUCGUAGGGCACGCCUACCAACCAACAUGCGCAAGCUCUGCACAGAGUUGGCCAACGCGGUUCAGUUGCA